GCCUGAUCUAAAAUCACUCUUUUUCUCGCGUUGUUAAAAGAUUUUCUGUCGCGAAAAUGCACCAAUAUGGGGUGCAGCUUGAUUCGGCGUCAACACGAGACGCGACAUGUCACCGCUGAUUGUAACCACCAGGCGGCGCUGUGGGUCUGUUUCUUUCAGAGUGCGCUCCGAAAAAUCACACAGAGACAAGAAAAAAAAACGUGCAGUGACGUCACUACCAAGGCAACAGCGUGUUGACCUCUGAGGGGGAGAAGAACUUCUCAUAUCUGUAGGAAAAAACCGUUCAGUAGAAGAGAUGAUGAUGGAGAGUUUGGAUGCGAGGCGAGAGAGGAUCAGCUUUACAUUUCCCAGUUUCUCCUCUAUUCCCCCCAAAUCCCAAACUGUGAUCACCAGUAAUGUGGAGAAGAAAGGCUUCAGCUCCCAAACCAAGCGCUUUACACACUAUAUGAAUGAGAACCCUGGCCCUGGCUCGUAUUUGUCUCACAUGUCCGCCGACAGCUGCAGUCCAUCCUUCUCUACGAAAGGUACUGGAGGCUUUGCAUCAAAGGCACUACGAGUGAGGCCUAAACCCCAGAGAGGAUCUCCGGCCCCCAACACCUACAACCUCCAGAGCUCACUUCUCCGCCAGCACGACUUCAACAGGGACGUCUCCAGAACCUUCCACCAGCCCAUCGCAGUUCAGACAACAAACACGCAACAAAAAUCACCCGCACCAAACCAAUACAAUGUGUGUUACAGAGGAGUUGAGGUAAACUGCUUGGUCUCUGCCCAGUCUGCGUUUCUCUCCAAAACCAGACGCAGUGAUGUUUAUCCUCCUGCACAGAGAGGACCAUCUCCAUGUCAUUAUAGUGUGAAGGACACAGCGAUACACAAAACCCCUAAAGUUCCAUCAUCCUGCUUCAAGUCCACGUCUGUCAGGAUACAGACUCUAAUGAAGAGUGAAGGGCCGGGUCCAGGAUCCUACAGUCCUUAUAAAACUCCAGAACCAGUCAAGAGGGCCAUCAUACCGAGAAGGCAUUAUUUAGGACUUUCAGCUCCUCCUGUUCUUCCUCCUAAAGACCCCCCACUGCCCGGACCGGGGCAAUACAACAUCGUGAACAAUAUCAGUCCGUCUAAACACUCCAUGGUCAGUGCUGUAUUCAUGUCUAGCACACGUAGAGAGACACUCGACAACCAAGAUCAUGGAGUCCCAGGACCAGGUUCCUACGAGCCAGACGUGCCUACGAAGCGCUCGUUCUUAUACAAUCAUGCCAACAUGUGGAUACCAGCAUAAAGACAAGCUUUCAGGAGAAAAGACUUUUCUACACUUGAUGACUCCCAGUGGUCCUGGAGACUUUUCUCAGAGCUCUUACAACAUCAAGACACAUUUACACAACACCUAUGAUCAAAAACAUGACCAAGCAGUUGCCAGAUAGAGAGCACAUACGUCGCGGGUGAGAUCUGAUUCAGAGUCACAGCAGCUGUUACUUAGAACGCUUUCUACCAUAAAACAGAUUACCAAACAGACCAUUACAGAUAAUUUACUUGAAAUGACCUGCAUCACCUUUCAUUUAUUUUUUUGGGGGAAUCCUAACAUGCUAAUGAAACCUUUGAGCGAUGUCCACUAUGUGACUGUCGCACCACAUCCCCAACGUUCUCCAAUGCAAACAAAGCCUAUUUCCGUACUUCACAACUUUCAGGACAAAACAGAAACAUUCUCAACGCAAGUAUGUAAUGUCCACAUCACUACCAUACGUCCUCAGGCACCACAGCAGUGCAGGUUCCUGUCAAUAACUUCAGGACCAUCUAUUUUCAUCCAACUGGUGACUACAGAGACAAACUCAUCAUCUGAUAACUCCCUGCCCUCGAGUACUUUUCCUUUUAUCAUGUUCUGUCCCACCCUAAACUGAACCCUGUGGUAUUUUCCACGUAAAAACCCAUAUGAUCUCUAACAACAGAUUUUAAAAGGAUUAAUAAUUAGAUUUGCAUUUAUUUAUCUGGUCCGGAGCUAAUGGCAGGGAUUGCUAGGUGAAAAAGAGGUAGGAGGAAAUCAGAGAAUCCAGAAGAAAGCCAUGUUCAUAUUCACAGCGCUUCACUUUUUCCACAUUUUGUUGUUACAGCCAUAUUCCAGAGUGGAUUAAGUUCAAUAUUUUUCUCAAAAUUCUACAAACAAUUCCCCAUUUGUUGUAAAUCUUUACAAAUGUAUUUAAAAUGAAAGAAAAUCACAUGUACAUAAGUUUUCACAGACUUUGCUCAAAACUUUGUUGAAGCAUCGUUGGCACCAAUUGCAGCCUCAAGUCUUGUUCAGUAUGAUAGUGCGAGCUUGUUACACCUAUCUUUGGACAGUUUCUCCCAUUCUUCUUUGCAGAACCUCUUCAGCUCCAUCAGGUUGGAUGGGGAACAUCAGUGCACAGCCAUUUUCAGAUCUCUCCAGAGAUGUUCAAUCGGGUUCACUUUCAUGGACAUUUACAGAGUCCCAUAGCCACUCCUUUGUUAUCUUUUUUGUGGGUUUAGAGUUGUUGUCCUAAUGGAAGAUGAACCGUCCCCACAGUCUGGGGUACAGAGCUUUCUGGAGCAGGUUUUCAUCAAGGAUGUCUCUGUACAUUGCUGCAUUCAUCUUUCCCUCAGUCCUGAUGUCACCCAGUUUCUGCUGCUGAAAAACAUCCCCACAGUAUGAUGCUGCCACCACCAUGCUUCACUGUAUUGAUGGUAUUGGCCAGGUGAAAUCUUUCUGUCCCCUUCCCCAGAUCAGUUUCUCAAUACAAUCCUGUCUCGAAGGUCUACAAACAAUUCCUUGGACUUCAUGGCUUGCUUUGUGCUCUGGCAUGCACUGUUAACUGGGGGACCUAUAGACAUUAAUGUUCAAUCAACUGAUUUCACCACAUGUGUACUCCAAUCAAGUUGUAGAAACAUCUCAAGGAUGAUCAGUAAAGACCUGAGCUUAA
Molecule: messenger RNA, 2924 nt
Organism: Silurus meridionalis
Lineage: Eukaryota; Metazoa; Chordata; Actinopteri; Siluriformes; Siluridae
Gene: stpg1
Product: sperm-tail PG-rich repeat containing 1
Exons: 11
Coding region: 296-1273 (325 amino acids)
Biological process (GO): epigenetic programing of male pronucleus
Cellular component (GO): male pronucleus; germinal vesicle; female pronucleus
Molecular function (GO): histone binding; chromatin binding
Source: RefSeq, a predicted model, not a curated record